Molecule: messenger RNA, 2760 nt
Organism: Pseudonaja textilis
Lineage: Eukaryota; Metazoa; Chordata; Lepidosauria; Squamata; Elapidae
Gene: LAG3
Product: lymphocyte activating 3
Biological process (GO): T cell activation; interleukin-15-mediated signaling pathway; positive regulation of ERK1 and ERK2 cascade
Cellular component (GO): membrane raft; external side of plasma membrane
Molecular function (GO): protein tyrosine kinase binding; MHC class II protein binding
Source: RefSeq, a predicted model, not a curated record
CCAAUUGGCGAGGGGCUGAGGGGGCCGGAGGACUCCCUUUUCUCUCGGAUGCCAGGAUGACUCUCGUCCUGCUUUUCUGCACUCUUGCUUUCAUUCUGCAGGUGACCAAUGGAGAGAAGUACAGGGUGUGGGGUGAGGAAGGCACACGGGUGACCCUUCCUUGCUACCUGAGUCCCCAGACGGUGAAAGACAACUUGAGGCACCUGUACAAAGGAUUAGAGGUUUACUGGGUGCGGCAUGGAGGCAGUUCUUCCAUGAAACGUCAUUUGGUGCUCGAGGUGAAGCCCAGUGGGCUUAAGAGUCUGUCCCAUUCCAUGAUGCGCCGAGUAACUGUCUGGGACACUGGCUUUCUUAAGGGGAAUUUUUCACUCCAGAUUAAGCCUUUGCUGAUGGAAGAUGCAGGAACCUAUGAGGCACGAGUGAGACGUGGGAAAGAGGACUGGCACUGCCUGGUGGAGCUUGGUGUGGUGUCAGUCACUGCUCACCCUUCUCGUCCUCUAAUUGAGUCUGAAUCGGUCAGGCUAAACUGCAACUCCAGCCACCCAGGAAAUCCUACCAACAUCCUCUGGUUCCACAGAAAUGUCCUCGUUCGCACCUCCUACAGGCUUCAUCCUAUGGGUCAAACCCUGCUUAUCACUGAAUCAGUCAGUAGUGACACCGGGCACUGGGUUUGCCAACUCACCUUUGCAGAUGGAGAGAUAAUUGCAGUCAGACACAACUUGCAAGUUAUAGGAUUUACUGAGCAAGCCCACUCUGUCAUCUAUAUAGCAGCUGGAUCUGAUGCUCAUUUGCCCUGUGUCCUGAAUUCCAAUCCCAGGAAAUAUGGAAUUUCAGGGGUGGCCAUCCAAUGGGGAUACAUGGCAGGGAGAGAACUGAAGGCCAAGCCCACUUCCAGUUAUGAAAACCGUCAAGAUUUCACUCUUCAUCUCCCAUCUGUUGGAUUAAAUGAUGCAGGCCAGUAUCUCUGCAAGAUCACCAUCCAAGGGGUUACUAUAAUUCAGAAUGUCACUCUGGCAGUGAUGGCAGUUAUUACCAGCACUGUUGGGCCAAGAAUUCCUGAAGGUUCUCACUUGGUCCUCAUCUGUAACCUCAGCUACUGCACAGGAAAAGAGCAUUUUCAAUGGAAGUGGCUGGACUUGGAAUCCAGCAACAGCUCUCAGUCUGAUUCCAGUAGGCCCGUGAAAUGGGGCCCAAUCCAGGAAUUCCACCAGGUGUCAUCAAGGGAUGCAGGCAUCUGGGAAUGCAGCGCCCACGGUCCAGAGGGGAAGCUGGGAUCGGUGCAGUAUCACCUGGAAAUUGCAGCCAGUGCCCAGCUUGCCAGCUUGCCCUCUGCACCAACUGAGACAAUAUUUGGCCUGUUACUAUUUUUUCUUGUUGCCUUCCUCUCCAUUAUAACUUUGGUCUACCUGAGACGAAGGAUGUAUUCCCUGAACUUCCAAGCACUGGAUAAGAUUGUGGAUGCUUUACCUGGGAAAGGAGAAAAGAAUGGAAGCCAGAAGAAGACUUUACAAUCGGAAUGCUAAAGGAAAGGAAAACGAGGAAGAAGAUUGCUUAUAUGAGAACUGCCAAGACUGGACAACUAGACCUAUGAAUAGAUUUAUGUUGGUUUGGGUCAAGGGUCAGUAAGUUUAUGGUGUUUUAAACUGUGAGAUAGAUCUUCCUUGAAAACAGUGAAAGCUGAAUGGACAGUAAUCCAUUGAGGGAGAGGAUGUGCAGCCAAUUUCUUCAAAGAAAUCACAUUUAAAAUCUGCUGGAUUUCUUAGAGAUGAUUUCUCUCCCUUUUAACUGCUUGGUAGUUUCUUAUAUGUUUUCCCCCCCUUUUGUGCAAGUUUAGGAAGUCUGGUUCAUUUCUGCCCCUUUCUUAAGGUUAUUGUUGCAUGUCCUGAUCCACGGAUUUUUAUACAAAAUAAUACAGGUAUUCCUCAACAUAUGACCACAAUUAGGACUGGGAUUGCCAUUUUAAGUUGGUAUGUCAUAAAGUGAGACAUCAAGUGACCAUGCCACCUGACAGCAGCAAUCCCAUCAUUCUUUGUUGUGGUUGUUAAUCAGGAAUUGCAGGUAGCCAUUUCAGUCCAAACCAUUCCAAACGUUCUCCCUCCCAGCCCAGAAACUCAGUAAGAAAAGGGAUUGUUUCCAACUCUCCACACCCACCUCUGUCUUUCCCGUCUGAGAAUUUUGGCCCCCUGCCCACCUGCCUUGUAAAGUGGCAAGCAGUCCCAGAGCUACAUGCCUGUGAGAGACUGCUUGCCAUGACUCAGGCAGCUUCAGCUGCCCCAGCAAGUGCCAGCAAGUGCUCAUUUGCCCAGCUAGCUUUUCUUUCCAGCUUCAUUUCAUUUCUUUGCAGAACCCAGUUGUUAUUAACAACUUUUGUAAAAAGUUUGUAACCCACAGUUCUAUAAACAGAAAUAAUUAUCUCUGAAAGCUCAAAUCUUUCAAUAAAGUAAUUUUGCUUAGACUUUAGAGACUGGUCUUUUAAAACGAUUAAUUUAAAACUAAGUAAUUAAACUGCAAAUAAUAAUUCAUAGAAUCUUAGGGCUGGCUGGAAGGAACCUUGUGGGUGUUCUAGGUCCAACCAUCUGUUCAAGGCAGGGGUUCUUAUAUCAACUGAGACAAACGGUUGUCCAAUCUGUUCUUGAAAACCUCUAGCGAUGGAGUCCCCGCAACUCUGUGAGGCAAGCUGCUCCUUUGAUUAAUUGUUCUCACUGUCAGGUAAUCCCUCGUUUCCGGGUUGAAUCUCCCUCUGAAGAUCUUCCACCCAUU